Molecule: messenger RNA, 11689 nt
Organism: Syngnathoides biaculeatus (alligator pipefish)
Lineage: Eukaryota; Metazoa; Chordata; Actinopteri; Syngnathiformes; Syngnathidae
Product: voltage-dependent T-type calcium channel subunit alpha-1I-like
Exons: 39
Coding region: 1498-7896 (2132 amino acids)
Biological process (GO): membrane depolarization during action potential; calcium ion transmembrane transport; calcium ion import
Cellular component (GO): voltage-gated calcium channel complex; voltage-gated sodium channel complex; plasma membrane
Molecular function (GO): voltage-gated sodium channel activity; low voltage-gated calcium channel activity
Source: RefSeq, a predicted model, not a curated record
CAAACGUUGCUGUUCGAAAAAAAAAAAAAAAAAAAAAACACUUUAAAAAGUUGUGGCGACAAGUGUUUGUAAAUACUUUUUUUUUCCCAUCCAGAAUUUAACACGCAAAUGUUGUGCGUUUAAAGUCCUACAAAACACGAAUUUUAAAAUGUUUCCAAGCUGCACAUGAACAUCGAACGCAACACUUCAGUGGGGAGUUUCCUUUAUGUUGACAUGCUGUUUUUUUCUAAUACAGUAUGACGUAUGACAAGCGAGCAGAGUCCACGUUUAUAUGGGCGCCUUUGACAAAUAUCACAUGAUAUUAUGGAUACCUUGACUUUAAAACAUUUUAUUUGCCGUCAGGUAUCAAUGUGCAAAAAAACCACGCAAUUCUGAGAACAGUGAUCAUUCAUCAAUAUUGUAUCAUCAUCACAGAUCGGUAGUAAAAUUUACUCAGUGAUAUUUACUCAAGUAACAUUUGAGAUAAGUAGUGUCAGAGUCGUUAUUUAAUGAAGCAUACUUUUAACGUUUACUCCAGUACAGAUGUUAAGAAGAAGCGGUACUCUUACUGUUUUGCAAUAAUCUACUUGUCGUUAACUAAUUUUCAUUUAUCAAUAAUUGUGUGCACGAUUUAUUUUUAGACUUUUUGUUUGGACUUCCGCGUCGGGUGCAGUGACGUUCGACUGAAAUUCUCCAAUCAAACCACAGAAAAAGUCACAUGCCCGCACGCAAACGUCUUCUUUUGGGCUUCGCGGGCCACUCAAAGUGCGUGGUGACAGCUGUGCAAGGAUAUUGUUUAUUUUGUUUUAUUUUAUUUCUUUUAAAAAGGCUUUAAAAUGCAGGGUAGUUUUGGAAAAGCCCAAACGUGGAUUUAUCUAAGCUCUUCCACUUCUUGAGAAAACACCUCGCGAUGCACGUAGAUAUUAUGUGGAGGAGGUUCAUCAUGUUCACGUGCAUCACUUGAGGAAUUUCUUGAGUUUGGAAGAGAGAAGGAGGAGGAGGAAGACUGGCGGAUGCAGGCAUCUGUGGCGGAUUCGAACCUGCGAUUCCUCCGAUGACACGGUUGCGCGUACUCGGAUCGCUGGAAGAGAGAGGGGGUCGAGGAGGAGGAGGUGGAGGAGGAGGAGGAGGAGGAGGAGACACUCCCUGCGCCCGCUCAGGUUGUCCGUGGCCACGGUGACAUCGCGUCGACUCUCUACUAAAGGACCGCGCGGCGUGUGGGCAAGGUACGCGCACACGCCUGCGCCCCAAAAAGUGUGUGACACGUGCAACAGGAUUGCAACCAGUGGGGACACUCGUGCGUUUGGAAUACCUGACAGGAGAACCGUUUUGGAUUUUCACCAGAACUGUUCCAGACUUCAACAGUGGAUCCGGAUUUCUUCUCCCCCCCCCCCCCCCCCCCUGAUUCCGGAUUACCAGGAUUUAUUCUUCUUCCUAUUGUUGUAUUUUUUAAUUUUUAUUUUUUUUGCAGCACGAUCGUGGCGGUUUCAUGUCGGAUGAGAGGAUCCCACUGUUGCCAUGACGAGCGAGGAGGAGGAGGAGGGCCCCUCGAUGGUGGCGACCAUCACCCGGGUGACCAGGGUCGAUGAUGUCAUUGACGCCUCCUCCCCCCACCCGUACCAACUGGAUGAGGAAGAAGAAGAAGAGGAGGAGAAGGAAGAUAUCGAGGAAGAGGAAGUGGACCGCGAUGACGAUGACGACGGCGACGGCGGCAGCAGUGCCACGAGCGUGCUGGUGGUUCCCUAUCCCGAACUGGUACCUGUGGUGUUCUUCUGUCUCAAGCAGACCACCUGCCCUCGCAGCUGGUGCAUCCGCAUGGUCUCCAGUCCGUGGUUCGAGCGAGUGAGCAUGAUGAUCAUCCUGCUGAACUGCGUCACGUUAGGAAUGUACCAACCCUGCCAGAACGUCGACUGCUCCUCCGACAGAUGCCAGAUCCUGUCUGCCUUCGACGCCUUCAUCUACAUCUUCUUCGCCCUGGAGAUGGUCAUCAAGAUGGUGGCGCUAGGAAUCUUCGGCCCACGCUGUUACCUUGGCGACACCUGGAACCGCCUGGACUUCUUUAUCGUCAUGGCGGGCAUGGUGGAGUACUCACUGGACCUGCAGAACAUCAACUUCACGGCCAUCAGGACGGUCCGAGUCCUGCGACCGCUCAAAGCCAUCAACAGAGUGCCAAGCAUGCGCAUCCUGGUCAACCUGCUGCUGGACACGCUUCCCAUGUUGGGUAACGUCCUGUUGCUGUGCUUCUUCGUCUUCUUCAUCUUCGGCAUCAUUGGCGUGCAGUUGUGGGCGGGGUUACUGAGAAACCGCUGCUACCCUGAGGAGAAUUUCACGCUGACAACGGGCAUCCACCUUCCGCGUCCGUACUACAUGGCGGACGAGGACGACGAGCGUCCGUUCAUUUGUUCCCUGCCGGUGGACAACGGCAUCAUGUCGUGCCGGGACAUGCCGGCGCGGCGCGAGGGAGGCCGUACGUGCUGCCUGGACAAAGACGAUGUCCUCUACCGCCGAUCGCUGGGCCUGGACGCGGAGCCGCGGCCGAACGGCAGCGCCGGGGCGUCGGGCCUGUGCGUUAACUGGAACCAGUACUACACCAGGUGUCACACCGGAUUCAGCAACCCGCACAAAGGAGCCAUCAACUUCGACAACAUCGCUUACGCCUGGAUCGUCAUCUUCCAGGUGAUCACGCUGGAGGGCUGGGUGGAGAUCAUGUACUACGUGAUGGACGCGCAUUCCUUCUACAACUUCAUCUACUUCAUCCUGCUUAUAAUUGUGGGCUCGUUCUUCAUGAUCAACCUGUGCCUGGUGGUAAUCGCCACGCAGUUCUCGGAGACCAAGCAGCGCGAGCACCAGCUGAUGCAGGAGCAGCGAGCGCGAUGCUCGUCCUCGUCCACGCUGGCUAGCGAGCCCGGCGACUGCUACGAGGAACUCUUCCAGCUCCUCUGCCACGUCAUCCGCAAGGCCCGCAGGCAGGCGCUCGCCCUCUUCAACGCCCUGCGCGGCAAACCCCGAGGGUUCCGCGGCGUCGGAAGGGGCCGGCGAGGGGGCGACGCCAGGGAGCGCAGGGCCAACGGGAGGGGAGGGCGGACGGGGCGCGCCCUUACGCGACCUGGCCCACCAAGCCACCACCCGGACAAAACCAACCACGCCCGUUCUGCCGAGCCCCCCGCGCUCACCGACGGAGUGACCCCCGUCACGGGCGAGGGGGAGGCGACGGAGGGCGUCGUCGUCAAGGACUGCCGCGAAGGCGCCGGCGAGCGCUGCGCGAGGCUGUGGUACGACACCAGGAUGAAGCUGUGGGGCAUCGUGGAGAGCAAAUACUUCAACAGGGGCAUCAUGAUCGCCAUCCUCAUCAAUACCAUCAGUAUGGGCAUUGAGCAUCACCAGCAGCCAGAGGAGCUGACCAACGUUCUGGAGAUCUGCAACAUUGUCUUCACCAGCAUGUUCUCCCUGGAGAUGAUCCUCAAACUCACCGCUUUUGGCUCCUUCAACUACCUGAGGAACCCCUACAACGUCUUUGACGGCAUCAUCGUCAUCAUCAGCGUGUGGGAGAUCGUGGGCCAGUCUGACGGCGGACUGUCAGUGCUGAGGACCUUCCGGCUCCUGCGGGUCCUCAAGCUGGUCAGGUUCAUGCCGGCUCUGAGGAGGCAGCUGGUGGUUCUCAUGAAGACCAUGGACAAUGUGGCCACUUUCUGCAUGCUGCUCAUGCUCUUCAUUUUCAUCUUCAGUAUUUUGGGGAUGCACAUCUUUGGUUGCAAGUUCAGCCUGAAGACAGAGACGGGAGACACGGUCCCCGAUAGGAAGAACUUUGACUCCCUGCUGUGGGCCAUCGUCACGGUCUUCCAGAUUCUAACUCAGGAGGACUGGAACGUGGUCUUGUACAACGGCAUGGCGGCCACCUCACCACUGGCGGCGCUCUACUUUGUGGCCCUCAUGACCUUUGGGAACUACGUCCUUUUCAACCUGCUGGUGGCCAUCUUGGUUGAGGGUUUUCAGGCAGAGGGCGACGCCAAUCGUUCCUAUUCCGACGACGACCGAUCCUCCUCCAACUUUGACGAGAGCGAGAAGCACGAUUCCAUUAAAUUGUCGGACCCCAGGAUUUGCACCCUAAUGCCCAACGGCUACCUAGAACUUGGCGGCCUUGCAGGGUCACAUUGUGGCUCGCACUCCUCCGAGAGGCGGAGCUUCACUGCCGAGUCCCGAAACAGCAGUGUGAUGAGUGGGGGAAAGGGGAGCCUGGAGAGACGAUCCCUCUCGCUGCGUCACGGUCGCAGUUCCACCUACCACAACUGGGGACGUCCUUUUCAUCCUCAGUCUGCGUGGAGCCGCAGGUCCAGUUCCAACAGCCUGGGCCGCAGGAACUACGGCUUCGGUGGGGCUCCUCUGGUGGGGGGGAGCCUCCGCGUACACAGCUCCCGCACCCCUUACUCAUAUCCCCACCCCGCCGAGCAGGAGUCCCUGCUCUCCCGGCCACCACACCUCCAUCAUGCUCCACUCCUUCACGGUCCUCCGCCGGCCGGACUCUUGCUGUCUAGAAGGGACCGCCGGGCUCUGUCCCUGGAACUGCCAGAGCUACACCAGACUAGGGGACAGGGGGGCUGCCCACCUCCCACAAAUGCCACUGUGGACUCCAGGAAGAGAAGCAGGGGGUCUGUCACAGCGGGUUCCGGGACGGGAAGCGGCGUCGGGACGGACCACCGGGAUUGUAAUGGCAAGACUCCCGGACCCCACAGUCUACUGAUGGUUAAUGUUUUCCCACAAGUCAACGCACGCAAGGAGAGAGCGGAUCUAGAUGAAGAGACUGACUAUAGUGUUUGUUUUCGCAUGCAGAAGAUGAUUGAGGUGUACAAGCCGGACUGGUGUGAGAGUCGAGACGAUUGGUCCGUCUACCUCUUCUCCCCACAGAACAAGUUCAGGGCACUCUGCCAGUCAAUCAUUGCUCACAAGCUCUUUGACUACGUGGUCCUGGUCUUCAUCUUUCUCAAUUGCAUCACGGUGGCUCUAGAGAGGCCCAGGAUCCUCCAAGGCAGUCUGGAAAGGCUUCUCCUCACCAUUUCCAACUAUGUCUUCACUGCCAUCUUUGUGGCCGAGAUGACCCUCAAGGUGGUGUCCAUGGGUCUGUACUUGGGCGAGACGGCCUACCUACGGAGCAGCUGGAACAUUCUGGAUGGCUUCCUGGUCUUCGUGUCGCUCAUUGACAUCGUGGUGUCCAUGGCCGGUGGUGCUAAAAUCCUCGGUGUCCUCCGCGUCCUCAGGCUACUGCGAACUUUGCGCCCCCUCAGGGUCAUCAGCAGAGCUCCGGGUCUGAAGCUGGUGGUGGAGACCCUCAUUACCUCUCUCAAGCCCAUUGGAAACAUUGUCCUCAUAUGCUGUGCCUUCUUCAUCAUCUUUGGAAUUCUUGGAGUUCAGCUGUUCAAAGGCAAGUUCUACUACUGCGUGGGUCUCAACGUGAAGAACAUCACCAACAAGUCGGACUGCCUGGCUGCCAACUACCGAUGGGUGCACCACAAAUACAACUUUGACAAUCUUGGUCAGGCUUUGAUGUCCUUGUUUGUACUGGCCUCCAAAGAUGGCUGGGUGAAUAUCAUGUAUCACGGACUGGAUGCGGUGGGCAUCGACCAGCAGCCAGUGAUCAACAACAGCCCCUGGAUGCUGCUUUAUUUCAUCUCCUUCCUGCUCAUCGUCAGCUUCUUUGUGCUCAACAUGUUUGUGGGCGUGGUUGUGGAGAACUUCCACAAGUGUCGCCAACACCAAGAGGUGGAAGAGGCCAGGAGGCGUGAGGAGAAGCGCCAGCGACGCAUGGAGAAGAAGCGGCGCAAGGCCCAGAAGCUUCCUUACUUCGCCUCCUAUGGCCCGGCAAGACUGGCCAUCCACACGCUGUGCACCAGCCACUACCUGGACCUGGUUAUCACCUUCAUCAUCUGCAUCAAUGUCAUCACCAUGUCACUUGAGCACUACAGCCAGCCUCAGUCUCUGGAGACGGCACUGAAGUACUGCAACUACUUCUUCACGUCCACAUUUGUCAUUGAAGCGACGCUAAAGCUUGUGGCCUUCGGAUUUCGACGUUUUUUCAAGGACAGGUGGAACCAAUUGGAUCUGGCCAUCGUGUUGCUGUCGGUGAUGGGCAUCACGCUGGAGGAGAUUGAGAUCAACGCCUCUUUACCGAUCAAUCCAACAAUCAUCAGGAUUAUGAGGGUGCUCAGGAUAGCGAGAGUGUUGAAGCUGCUUAAAAUGGCAACCGGGAUGAGAGCUUUGCUGGAUACUGUCGUCCAAGCUCUGCCUCAGGUGGGAAAUCUGGGCCUGCUGUUCAUGUUGCUCUUCUUCAUCUAUGCUGCCCUCGGUGUGGAGCUCUUUGGAGAGCUGGUGUGCAACAUUGACUAUCCGUGCGAGGGCAUGAGCCGUCAUGCGACCUUCGAGAACUUCGGAAUGGCGUUUCUCACCCUCUUCCAGGUCUCCACGGGCGACAACUGGAAUGGAAUCAUGAAGGACACCCUCCGCGAGUGCCCUCCGGGGCGUCCGGUCGGCGACUACGGCUGCCACGCGGGGCUCCAGUUCAUCUCUCCUUUGUACUUCGUGUCGUUCGUCUUGACGGCCCAGUUCGUCCUCAUCAACGUGGUGGUGGCCGUGCUCAUGAAGCACCUGGACGACUCCAACAAGGAGGCGCAGGAGGACGCCGAGAUGGACGCCGAGAUCGAGAUGGAGCUGGCCCAGGGCGGCCUGUGCUGCAUAAUGGGUGGCAUCGGGGCCAUCGCGGGGGCCACGGGUGGGGCUGUCGGCGGAGUGGGCGGCGGAACAGCGGCGGGUGCAGUCGGGGGGCAGAGCGGAGCUUUGAUGACGCUGCCAAAGGAGGGAGGCGGUGGUGGAGUCGGGGCUCCUCAGGAAGGUCACACGAACCACAGAUGUCGACUUUAUUCUCCUGCUCAGGAGAGCCAGUGGCUGGACAGUGUUUCUCUGCUCAUCAAAGACUCUGCAGAAGGCGAUAUGAUUGACAACCUCUCUGGCUCAGUCUUCCAUCAUUACUCCCCCAUUUGCAAGGACAAUGAUGGACACACACAAGAGGUCUGUCUGGCGGAGGUAGAGAGGAUGUCACUGAUGUCGGAGCAGCUGUCUGACAAAUCAUCAUCACCAGCGCUGCCCGAUGAUCUCAGCCUGGAUGAACAGAACAGCUACCAGAUGCUAAAAGAAGGAAGCCAGGAGACCAGCAGUUGUGACUCACACAGUUUGGGUGAGUCAAAUACCGAAAGUCUCUACACAGGAAUCCCUUGUCAAGCCACGUGCAGAAGAGAGGAAGAAGAUGAAGAGGAGGAGGUUCACCAACUCACUGAGGCGACCGUCCAUCCUCACUUGUGUCGGCCUUCGGUGGAACGCCAAAGCCCAACUUGUUGCACAGAUGAGUGCGUAAGCUGCAGAGAUGGAGGCCUCAGGGCUUUGUCGCUCUUCCACCUCCCGGCUGAGUUCUUUCACCCCGCCGCCAACCCUCGAGACAGGGCUCCAUCCCGGCUGGCCUCCUGGGCGUCCCUCCACUCACCCAGAGCCAACAGCGGGACGGUGCGCUCACGGCACCUGUCCCAGAGUGGCUCGUUGUCAGCCGCCGGUAGUCCCGAGGGCAGCCAGGUGGAGGAAGGCCUCGCCUUUAAUGUCUCACCACCCCGGCAUCUUGAUCCACCGUGUCACCCAUCAGAACUCACUCCAGUCCAGCAUGCUCACCCUACAGUGAAGAACCACAGCUCCAAUUCCCACCACCAGGCCGCCAAGGGGCACCAGAGCCCCAGCCUCCCACAACAGGAUUCUGUGGAUUCCCACAAUGAAGACGUGGGGGAGAAUCUGUCCAACACCAACAACAGCCUCUUGCUGACAUGUCAGCAAACAGACAGAAAGAACAGCCGAGAAAGGGACACAAACUCCCGGAAGAACAGAUGAAACUUUGUGUCAUCCCACCAUGCUCAGAACUCUUCCAGUUUGUUCUGUGGUGAGCCAAUGCUCUUGUCCUUGAACUAUCUGUUCUCCGUUGCUCCAACUCCUCGGGAUUAGUCGUCUUAAGAGCAACCUCGCCUUGCUGACUCUGGGAUGACAGGCAAGAGUUUAGAACCUGGGGAUUUAGGCUCUGGAUCUUAAUGAAAAAUGUUCCUGGAACUCCAAAAUCUGCCUGUGGAAUCUGGCAGUGAUUCAGGACUGUGGUUGUUGGAACCAGAAACCGCUUACAGUUGAUGUCCACGUUUUUAAUCGCACUGUCAAUAACAAUGGCAUUGACAGAGAGGUGGAUUCUGUCGAGUACACAACAUUGCCAGGUUAUUUUCUGUGAUCUUGUGCGUGAAUGUCCACGUCUGUCCUCCAAAGAGGUUUCCCACAAAGCGGCCGUGUCCAGUUGGAGAUUUAAAAGGGUUAAAUCGACAUCCCGUAUUGACAAUAGGCGGUUUGAAUUUUUCAGCGUUGAGUCGAGAUUUGUAACAAAGGGAACUGCUGCUUGGUGGCUUGGUGGAAAGUGAACCAUCAAAUGUGAUGGGAAUCAAUUACGUCAGUACCGUUGGUUUCCUUUGUGGUUAUGGUCGAGACUUAUUGAGAGAAAAUGGAUACCCAAAUGACUGCAGACCAAAUUAAACCAAAACCAUAUUGCUGCUUGGUGGAAACAGGUUUUCAGUAACAUUGGUGCAUCUGAAAGCGAACUCCUAAAAGUGGCUCAAAUCAGUUUCUUUUUUAAAUUAUUUAUUUAUUUAACUUUUUUUUCUCUUGACUUUUUUUUCAUGGUUAGGUUUAGACUUUGAAAAACAGAACCCCAAAUAAAUGCAAACCGUAAUGUACUACUGCUUGGUAGAAACAGGUCUACAGUGUCUUUGUGGGUGUGAAAUGAACCGCUAAAAGUGCUUUGGAUGAUUGUUUUCUGUACCUUUAACUUUGUUCACAUUUAAGUCAAGACUUUCGACAGCAAAAGCCCAAAUGAAAAAUUCAUACCACACUGAACCAGACUGCUGGGUUCCUAUUGGUCAGGGAGAGAAUCAGUGAAAGAACAUGGAUACCCAAAUGAAUGUGGACCAUAUUAAACCAUGCUGCUGCUUGGUGCAAACAGGUCUUCUGAGCUCAACAGGUCUGAAAAUGAACCACUCAACAUGGUUUGGAAUUGAUCAGUGAUUCACUAUAUUGCCAAAAGUAAUCGUUCACCAAUCUUGACUCACAUAUGAACUUAAGUGGCAUCUCAUUUCUCAUUCAUAAGGUUCAGUGUGACGUCAGUCCACCCGGUUGCAGGUACUGUAUAACAGUGUCAACUUUUUGGGGAAAACUAUCCACAAGGUUUGUGUGUUUAUGUGCAAUUUUUACAAUUCUUCCUGAAGAGUACUUCUUAGCUUCCAUACUGAUGAAGGGAGAGAAGAUCUGGCUCUCCCGAUCUAAUUCAUCCCCAAGGUGUUUCAUUGUAUUUAGGUCAAGAUUCUGUCCAUGCUAAUCAAAUUCCUGCACACCAGACUCUGUCAUUCAGGUCUUUGUGCACUGGUGGAUGUCAUCCUGGGAAGGAAGAGGAAGGGGCCCAAAAACAGCAUCGCACAAUAAUCCCGUGUCCACUAUAGUUUACACUUGGUUCAGUGCAGUCAGACAAGUUCCAAGCAAGUGCCAAACCCAGACCCGUCCUUCAGAUUGCCAGAUGGAGAAGCGUGAGUCGUCACUCCAGAGAAUAAGUCUCCGCUGCUCCAAAGUCCAGUGGCGGCGAGGUUCACACCACUGCAUCUGACACUUUGCUUUGCACUUGGUUAUGUAUGGCUCCAAUGCAGCUGCUCGGCCAUGGAAACGCAUUCCACUAAGCCCUCUGCACACUGAUGUCGAGCUAAUGUUAAGGCCACAUGAAGUUCGAAGAACUCGGCAGAAACUUGCCGACCUCGCCGCACUAUGCAUCUCAGCAUCGCUUCUGCAUUCUUACAAUACAUAUGACACUCGACUGUGGAAUAGUCAGGAGCAACGAAAUUUCAAAACUGGACGUUUUCCAGAGGUGGCAUCGUAUCACAUUUCCAUGCUGGUUCUGAAAGCAACCCAUUCUUUCUCAAAUAUUUGUAGAAACAGUCUCCGUGCCGAGGUGCUUGAUUUUAUACACCUGUGGAUUCCGAUUAUUUGGAUGGGUGAGUGAAUACUUUUGGCAAUAUGUUGUAUCUCACUAUAUUUAACUUCCUUCACGGUUAGGUCGAGACUUUGAACAAUUAAUUCCAUACCAUAUACAACAACACUGCUGCUUGGAGGAAACAGGUAUCCGUCACUUGUAUGGUCUGAAUGUGGAAUAUUAAACAGAAUACGAGGGCUCCUUAUUCGCGCCCACUUACCCACGAAAAGGGCUAAAAUGGGGCACAUGUGGGCCAAAUACUGUCAGCAUCAGUCUUUGAUGCCCAACAUGGCGUGUUUGACCACAGGUGCGGCAUCGAGGGGCUGCAUGAAAAUUUAUUAUCCAUCCCACCUGGGUUAAAAACUGUUUUAUACAAGUAUUCUGGAGAGUGUAGUUUUCCUGUAUUGCACCACGUGUCAGCUGUCUUUUCACUCACUUCCUUGCACCAAUGCCUUGCUUUUUAAAGGGGACAUAUUAUGGAAAGUGACUUUUUAAUAAAAAUGUAGACACAUUUGCUUGUUAAAAAAUUGUGCUAGUCAACACUCAAGCAGCGGCAUUUUGUAUUUCAGACAGUCUGAAAUCGCAGAGAAUGUAAUUCUGAAAAACAUUGUCCCACUUUUAGUUAGCACUCAAGCAGAAUCUGCAUCAGUCUUCUAAAGACUCACACAAGCAUAAUACCGUCCGUCCGUCUGAUGGAGACUCAAUGACUGGCUGGUUACAUCGAAGUUCAACCAAUCAAAUAUAUGCAUGGUCCUCCAAGUUCUAGUCACCAGUCAAACAUCAGGGGACGCAGUUCAGUGACUGGCAUAGAUAUAAUACACUUUCUCCACCCACAAUAGUACAGUAGGUAAAGAUCUAUUUUUUUUUUUUUUGCAAAUGACAGACUACAUAGAAACACUAUCACGUUAGCAAAACUAAUGCAGGUCUGGAAUGUUGGUAAAUGCACAAUUUAGCAUGUCGAGGAGGGGAAAAAAUGCAUAAUAUGUUUCCUUUAACGGUAUUAAUGCCAUGCUGAAAACGGUCACUCUCAGUUUUUGUUUUCCAAACUCUUAUCUGACUCAGGUCUGCUGAUGUGUAGCAAGAAAACAAGGAAACUACGGCAAGCUGUGUGGAAAAAAUGACUCAUUUAUCAGUGAUUUUUUUUUUUUUUUUUUUUUUGUCCACUGCUGGCUAACUGGGUCUGAUCCGAUGCUUAUGUCUUUCUCCUUUUUGCGACAUGCCAUUGUGUAGACCUCAGGUGGACACAUAUGCACACAAUACACACAAACACACACAGUAUGCACACACAUGCUUGACACAGAGAUGUCACCGCCGUGUAUUUGUAGCUGAGAUUUCAUUAUCGGCCUUCCUUGGAGAAACCGUAGUACUAAAUACGUUUUGAGUCUCCCCCCACGCUCCCACACACAUGCACACGCACACAUUGGAGAUAUGCACUAUGUUAUAGUAGAUGUACAGGUAGAUGUGUGAGAAUAGAGAUUAUAUUUAUGUAAUAGAAUGCAAAUACCAGUGAGAUUCAAAGGUCACAGAAAAGUUGUUGUUACAUGUGAUGUGUAUCAGAAUCCACACCUGUGCCACUAAUUCCCUCCAGCCCCACCCACCCCACCACAAGUCUGCUCACACCUCCUUUCCUUCCAU